AUGUCAAAAACUGCAGACUCUUAUAAACUGGCGGCGAAGGACUCGAGACCUGCGAUAGCGAAGAGUGAGUUUGUACAUAAGGAAGAUGAAGGGGAGUCCAGCGCUGCCAGCGAGUCUGUAAAUACGAAUCAGAGCCUGUCUAAGGAGUCCGACGAUGGAAUCGCGUCGAAGUCAUGCGCGUUGUCAGAGCAGUCGUCUCUGGACAACGUUGUCUCUAUCAGUACGGACAGGAUUGUAACUAAAAGUGGCAGUUUAGACGUGGAACAGAUAUACUACGCGCCAACGGCGGAGGAUACCGACAGUGAUUCCACAACGAGCAGCGGCGCAAAGGGGCAGGGACAGCGCAACAACGAGCUAGAGAGCAACGAUGUCAAUCUCGCGUUGAGUCCCACUAAUGUGUUCCACAGAGUACCCAACGUCUCCUCCGAGAGCGACAAGAAGAGGCUGGAGAGUCUGGAGAUACUCGGCUCGCGGUCCAACACCGAUUGCACCACCAGGCUGGAGUCGGAUCUCAAUUUGCUGAGUCCCUCCGUCGUCGACAUCAAGGUGAAUUCCGAGUCGGUCGAGAUACUGCCGGACAGUCUCGUAACGUCGCCGAGCUCCGUGGAAAUCCUGGGUGACUGGAAGAGUGACAGCAGUCCGUAUCUGUCGCCGAUAGACCCGAAAAAUCUGGAAUCGUUACCUGUCCUGGGCGGGAAUGAGUGCGCCACUCUGUGCGUGGACUGCGCGCUACAACCGCCGAACGGGGAUCUACUCGCAUCGUCAUCCGACAUUUCCCCGUACGACUCUCCAAUGGAGGAGGCCAAGACAUUGAACGUCAGUCCGUACUCGUACAUUAUUGAUAACACACCGUCACCCAGCGCGUUUUCCAGCUUAGACACGAAUAAGAGCUCGUCGCACGCGGCAGACAGUUCCAAAACUUCCCCGGAGAGCGUGGAGGUGAUACCGGACAAGGUGAGCCUGGCCAAGGAUUUGUACACCUCGGCUUCUGAAGGCACGGUCAUGACGGUGCUCGAGCCGCUGCAGCAGCUGGACGCGGCUAAAAAUAAGGUGGAACUGGCUGAUAUGAACGUCAAGGUACCUAUAAAGAUGCACGAUUCGUAUCCGGAUGACAGGCAAAUAUCGGCCAAGACUUGCAUGAAGAGCAGGUUGAACUUGAGCCUUGACUCGCUCAAGGAGAAGCACAAUCUGCACCUGACGCUCGAGCCGAUUACCACGCAACCGAUUCGCAAGUCGGACCCACUGGAAGAGGUGAACGAGAAACCGGACGUUUCCACCUUUUCCCAAUUAAUGAGCACCACUAUAGAGCCACCGGACCCGAACAGUCAAGUCGAAAGCAUGGAAGAGACGAAGAUGAUCAAGAGUAGUACCGAUCAGUAUUUAAUAUCCAUCGAUUCGAGCAGGGAAGGUACCUUGUUAGAGAGCAGCUCGGAGGAUAACGCGACGUUGAUCUGUACGGACGAUUCCAAGAUUCUCGAGACGCCCUUGACCACCAGUUCUUACGUGAAGACUAUGCUGGCCGACGCUAUGGUCGAGAAAGGCGAGAUAAUCGAUAUGGAGACCCAUUGCGCGGAGGUGCCGCGAGAAAAUUCACCGAUAUCGUCAGAAAGCCGUUCCGAUCUGGUGAAAAUCGGGUCUAAUCAGGCCAGCAGACACACAAGCGGAGACGAGUUAGAGACCACAACGUCGAGCGAUAUUGAGAUAAUAUCUAGUCCUAACGGAGAUUCGAGUUCGACACAAUCGCGACAGAGUCCGGCAAAAUUACAAUUGAGCAAAGGCGGCGAUCUGCUAACGAAAACUUUAAAGACCCGGGGCCAUUCUCGAGAACUGAGCGAGAUCAGCGUAGGCUCGGACGAAGCGAAUAUGGAGAUUGAGAAGCUGCUGAAACGCGUGCAGGAGAUGACAGAGAUUUUAGAAGCGAGAGAAUCAAAGUUAAUCGACGUGAACAGGAUAAAUAUGGAGGCAGCUUGAGAAUUUUGAAAAACACGCGGAGCAAAAUAGAAAAUAGUGUGAUGAGAACGUUAAAAGAUAUAGACGGGACGUUUCAAUCUUUGUUAGAUGAUGUGUACGACGAGAUCAAUAAGAGACGCGAACAGCUGAUACUGGAGACCGAAGUUCAUAAACACGAGAGUCUAAUACCGUUGCGGGCUUGUAGAAAGGAAGUGCAGGCACAGGUACAAAAUGCACGGAAUAUCAUAUCGAUGAGCGACGAUAUUCUGCGGCAUCCGCAUCGAUACAGCGCGAACGGACUUGGAAAGAUCAUUUCCGCGAGUAACGAUAUAGGCAGAUCCCGGCGGUACCGUACUCGGAGGAGCUCCCGAAUAUAAAUUUCGACCGGCAAUUGAGCUCAUGCAAGGAGGAGAUUGUGGAACAGAUAUCGAAGCUCGGCUGCAUCUCUCGCACGGUACCCGUUCAGAUAAUAAACAUCGAGGAGAGACCGAUGGGGCUGUUCGUCAAAUGGCACGUAACCAAUCCGGAGUACUUCGAGGAACAGACGUUUGUCGUGGAGAGAGCCAACGGCGAGAUCCUCGACCCGGCGUCUAGCAAGUUCGAGACAGUGUACAGAGACUCCGAGACUUCUUGCUUCAUCAGAAAUGUACCUAUUGAUCGACCGGUUACGCUCAGAGUUCGAAUACAAGCGGAUAACGUCGCGAGGAGCGUACAUCACUUCGCGCGGACUUCUGUACCGCCGUAUAGUACGUAUAUACGGGGAGAGCGAACGAUCUCUGUAUUAAGAUUGAAGCUUUUCUAAAUCCUAACUGAUCUAAUAAUCGAAGA
Molecule: messenger RNA, 2778 nt
Organism: Vollenhovia emeryi
Lineage: Eukaryota; Metazoa; Arthropoda; Insecta; Hymenoptera; Formicidae
Exons: 6
Coding region: 1-1971 (656 amino acids)
Source: RefSeq, a predicted model, not a curated record